This is a messenger RNA of Enterobius vermicularis (human pinworm), 1056 nucleotides long. Lineage: Eukaryota; Metazoa; Nematoda; Chromadorea; Rhabditida; Oxyuridae. The record is from the annotation of a GenBank genome assembly.
AUGAUGGCUUGGAUUUCACUGACAAAUGAAGUUGUAGAAACCAUGGCUGCCAGUUAUGUAGACAACCAGUUCCAGUUUGCUGAGAUGAAUAUUCGUUAUACGGGUAAUAUGGAGAAGUUGCUAUCAUUACUGCGUCGAGCGAUUCGGAUGGGGUACGAUAGCAUUGUCGUGAAUACGGAUGUUGGUGACCCUGAGAAUAGCCCAUGUGACGUUGUAAAGAUCGUUUUUCGAUUAUUAGAAGAGGGAAUGGAACCCCCACGUAAGAAAAAAAAGAAAGGGAAGAAUAUAAAUCGGGAAAACGUCAUUCCAAAUCCGGUUGAAAUCGAUAAGUCUUUAUUGAACCCAGCAACGACUGAAGCGAAUGGAAAAAAGCUAAGUCGUCUUACGGUGACUGUUUCUGACACUACCGACAUGCAUUUACUUAUGCAUCAUCCGCAGGUUCGCAAGUAUGAUAUCUUGGCUAUAAGGACUACUGGAGAACAGACGCUACAGACUUUAAGUCGAAAAGGAGACUUUGUUGAUAUCGUUACCUUUCACCAGAAUUCCUCUCCUGUAACGUGGCUUACUAAGAGCAAGUUGAUCCAGUCAUGUGUUACGGCAGGCAUUUCUUUCGAGAUAAGUUACGCUGAGGCCUUGAAAGAUUCGAGUCGAAGAAGAUCUGUAACAAUUUUGAACUGUGUUAAGCCUUCUACUGUCUUGACUACUGGUAGACAGUUAAUGGCAGCAACCCGGGGUGGUCGUGGAGUUAUUGUUGACAGUGGCGCGGAGGAAAUGAUUGAUCUUCGGGGUCCAUACGAUGUCGCUAAUCUGAGCAUUCUCUUCGGCAUUAGUUCAGAAAAUACGAGAAAAUUACUUUCAGGGAACGCGAAAAGUGUUUUACUUCGAGCUGAAGCCAGAAAGACACUAAAGGGUGCUUUAGCAGUGACUGAACCUGACGCGAUACCCUCUCCAUCGCUUAACAGUAAAAGCUGUCUUGAACGGUUAAUGAAAGUUCCGGAGUUUAGAACUCAAAUAGAAAUAUUGGCAGAAAAGAAGGACGAAACAGCAGCUUUGUAG